Daphnia carinata is the source of this 7597-nucleotide messenger RNA. RefSeq names its product early endosome antigen 1-like. The coding region runs from base 146 to 7276 and encodes 2376 amino acids. Lineage: Eukaryota; Metazoa; Arthropoda; Branchiopoda; Diplostraca; Daphniidae. The transcript has 15 exons. The record is from RefSeq and is a predicted model, not a curated record.
CAAAGGAGUUUUCACCGUUGAGACAUAUGUAUGAAGUUCAGUUACGAAGUAUGUCGCAUUACCGUUCUUGUCCUUAAUUGCUUUUAACUUUAAACCAACAGUUUAAUAGUUUUAAAUAUUUGAUUUUUGAUUUAUUUUAACAAACAUGGGACAAAAAAAAGACACAUUGCUGAGAUGGGUCAACUGCUGUUCAGACACUACAACGUCCGUCGAGAGAAUAAAAAACUUGUCUGAUGGCUGGUUUUUUAUCCAUAUUCUAAGUUUUCUCAGAAGCCAUCCUACUGACGGAACUGAUCCCUGGCUUCAGACCAUAAAUAUUUUGAGAGAAUACAAGCUGCAGGAGAAUGUUGUUGAUUAUGAUGCUGCUGCAUCUGGAAAUGAGGAUGAACUUGCUAAGCUCAUUGUCAUCUGCAUGCAUCUUACAAUGGUACAGAAACCAUGUGAAGUAAUUAAAGAGAAAACAAUGUGGAACCUGUCAACAGAAGAUCAAAAAGUUAUUGAAGCUAUACUUCUUGCUAUUGUCAAUGAUGACCAGCUUACAAGAGGCAGGUUAAAUGAUGUACUGCAGGAUGUACAAGAAACCAGCUUCACAAAGCCUAUCACGUUUUACACAUCUUCACCACUUUCCUCAUUGUCUUCAAUGAAGAACUCACCAUUGAAACGAUUCCUUGAUUCUCCAAUGGCCCUUCGUUUAACACGACUUCAGAAGGAAAUCAGUGAUAAGAAUGAUGAAAUCCGUCGACUACAGUCUGAACUGCUAUCGGAAUCGGACGAAUCAUCUGCCCUUACAUUACGAAUGGAGGAUUUGAAACGAAAGGUGAAAGAUCUAGAAAAAAAGAACAGUGAUCUUGAACAGCGACUCCGUGACUGCCAAUUGCCAGACUCUUCCGGUCCUGACACCGACGUUAAAAUCACAAAUUUGAAAAAAAAACUUAAGAAAAUGCAAGAUGAGUACGAAUCUUCCUGCCAGAAGUAUUGUGACCUUAACAUAGAGUAUGAAGCGAUGAAAAUUCGACAAGAAAAAGAUCGCAAACAGAUCAGACAACUUCAAAUCGAUUUGAACGAGACUGUCGCUCGGUUUGAGCGCGAGUCGGCAGAAUAUCAACUCCUUUUAGAUUCUAUUCGUACAGAGAACGCUGAACUGAAGCAUUCGUUGGAAGAGAAGGCACAAUGGAUUGAUGUUCUUGAAGAGAAGAGCCGAACGUGUUCUGAGAUGCAUGCACGACUGAAUGCGCCGAGGUCUCCGUGCGAAAGGGAGAGCAUUGGAUAUAGCUUAUUGUCCAUUGAGGCGGAAAAACUGCAGGAUGAUUUGGAAUCUUACCGCAGAGAUUUUGCUCGUCAAUCGGACCAGUUUGAUUCCGAGAAAAGGAUAUUUCAACAGCGCACCGCUUCUCUUGAGGAAGAUAAACGUUGCCUCCAUCGCCAGGUUGAAGAAGCCAACCUCGAAAAUCAAUCCUUACACGUGCAGCUGGAUCAGGCCAAAUCAAGCCUGGAACAGCUGUCUCUAGGGUGUGACUCACUAAGUAAAGAAAAGGAAGAGCUUCGUCAUUCACUAGAUGGAUUGCAAGCGGAAUUUCGGAACGAAAUGAGCCGAGCUCAACAGCAGUUGGAGAUCCGUACCCAGAAAACGUUGGAAUUGAGUCAUCACAUCGAUUUGUUGAAUCAACAACUGGAUGAAACUCAACUCGCAAAACAAGCUUUCGAACAAUCCAUUCAAGAACUAACUGCAGAGAAAAUGCAGCUAGGACAGAAAAUGGCAGCGUUGGAGCAGAGUCAUCUCGACUUGCAGGCAACUAUGUCUGCGAAUGAAUCCAUAUUUCAGAAUAAAUUGGCUGAAGCGUCAAGCCAAUUAGAGAUGAGCCAACAACAAAUUGCUGACCAGUCCCAGACCAUAAAUGAUUUAGAAGAAAAGCUUCAAAGCCUUCACGUUAAAUUGGCAGUAACAUCAGAAACAGUUUUGGUUUUAGAAGCCGAAAAACAGCAAUUAAACCAGACUAAACUUGAUCUUGAACACCAAAAUUCGGAUUUGAAAUCUGCGUUCGAGGUUUCUAAACAAGAGUUUCAAUCCCGUUUGGAAAAAGCCAAUAAUGAGUUAGAAUUGGCUAACACCAAAAUCACCGAUUUCUGCGAAACCACUAAUUCCUUAAAAGCGCAAUUGGAGGCCGCUUUAGAAGCAAGAUUGCUUUCUGAAAGUCGCUCGUCGCAACUUGAAACCGACCUCAACAACUUAUACCAGGAGCGUGAUCAUCUGCAAUUGGAAGUCCAACAACUAUUGCAGGCAGCACAGGUUUCACGCGAGGAAUUCCAAACAGAAAAGGAUUGUCUGUUGGUGGAGCUGGAAUCCAAGAAGAACGAGAUCUCGGAACAGGCCAACCGCAUUCUGGCUACUGAGCAGAAACAUAACGAGGCAGCACAACGCAUCAACUAUUUGGAAUCAUCUGUUCGUUCACUUGAGCAAGAGACUGCAGAACUGAUAACUUCGAAGAGUUUUUUUGAUCAGCAAAUAUCCACACUCCAAGCCGCUAUUGACAACGGCAAGACUGCAUUGCAGACAGCCCUGGAUGAAGCCAAAGAGGAAAGAGAAAUUCGAGAGAACCUUAUUGCACAGCACAAGCAAACCAUUCAAUCCCUUCAAGUUCAUUUGGAGUCCUUGUCCCAAGAAAAGAAUGCUCUGGAAUCUCAAGUAGUCGGUCUUGGAGUGGAUAAAGAAAGCCUGUGUCAACAAUUGGCUUCACUGGAGAGUUCUAGAAAAGAGUUCCAAACAGCACAUGACAUCCUAAAAGCAGAAUUAGCAACUUUACAGGAUAAUUCUCGCCAAGAAAACGAAAUUCUUAAACAGCAAAUUGAAAAUAAAUGUGACGAAAUAACUGCCGCGGAGAAAAGGUUAGAGCAAGCUUUGCAAAAAGAAAUAGAACGUGAAGCGUGCAUUGAAGAGUUAAAUGGCGAGAAGACAAAACUAUGCUGCGAAAAUGACAUACUCAAAAAAGAAGUUUCUGAACUUGUCUCAACAAUCACUAUGGAGAAGGGUGUGCUGGAAUGUAACCUUAAAACCCUUAAAGAAGAGCUGGAGAUUAAUGCGAAGGCAAUGGACGAUUCUCAACAGAAAAUUCAACACUUGGAAUUAGAAUUAGCUGAGUUGGUAGCCAAUAAAUCGUCGCUGGAGUCUGAAGUAGAUAAAUUGUCUGCCGAAUGCUGCAAGGUGGCCAUUGAGCGCAUACAUCUAGAAAAUGAAAACCAACGUAUGGAUGGAUUUCAUAAACAACAAAUUCAAGAGUUCGAAACCCGCCUCUCCCAGCUAACUGAAGAAUGUACAAAGCGCGUUAAUCAAAUGGGCGAACAGCUUGAGGUGACCGAACAGCUUCAUCGUCGUGUUGAGGAAGUGAGCGCCGAAAAAGCCAAACUUGUUGAAGAAAAUGAUUUACUCAAAAUAGAAGUGUCUAACCUGACUUCAUGCAUCACCAAGGAGAAAACCAUGUUUGAAACUGAUUUGAAUGCUCUAAAGGAAGAGCUGGAAUCAAAUAUUAAGGUGAUGGAAGAAUCACAGCAAAAAAUUCAUCAUAUGGAGUCGGAGUUAACUGAAAUGAUUGCCCAAAAAUCGUCGUUAGAAUGUGAAGUGGAAGAGCUAUCUAAGAGAUACUCUCAAAUGACGGAGAAGUGGUCACAUUUAGAAGAAGAAAAACAACGCAUGGAGUUGCUACAUAAAGAACAGCUGGUGGCAUUCGAACAUCGUCUUUCUGAAUUAACUCAAGAGCACACUGAGCGUAUUAAGCAACUGGACGAGCGUCUUGAAACAGCCGAAGUGCUCAACCAUAAACUAAAGGAAGACUGUACAAAAUUGGAAAAUGAACGUGAAGCAUUACACUUAGAGAAAUCUGGAUUUGAGCAAAUGUAUUUAGAAACCAAAGCAGCUUGCGAAGAGUCUGAAACAAAGGUACAGUUGGAAGGCGAAUUGGCCAGAAAAGAUGUAGAAUUCAAGGAACAAAAACUGUUUGAACAAUCAAAUGCUUUAACCGAAUUGGAACUCGUGAUUAGUAAUCUUCGCCAGGAAAAGGAAACUGCAGAAUCCAACUACGUGCGACGAAUUCAAAUAUUGGAAAAUGAAAAACAAGAAUUACUCGAGACGCAAAGUCGGAACGAAGAACGAAACGCGUCUUUGCUUGCCUCAUUUGAAGCAUCUCGGCAUGAGCUAGAACAAAAACUCACUGAUGCCAACCUCAAACUAAAGGAGCACGUUGAGCUGCUGCAACAAUCUCACCUUUCCCGAGAACAAACAGAAAGGCAAAUGGAAAUCCUUACAGUGAAAGUUUGUAAGUUGGAGUCCGAUUUAAAAGUAACAGUUGAAGAAAAGGGUCACCUAACGAAUGAAAUGGCCGUUUUGCAAGCUGUCCAAGGUGAAAUGAGAAACCUCGAAGUGGCAAUGGAGCAGCUCACUUCAGAAAUCCAGGAAUUAUCUUGCAAAAAAGCUAACUUGGAAAGGGUUCGAGAGGUUUUGGAGAUCGAAAAAGCAAAUGCUGAAGAGGAGGCUAAUCGCUUGCUUCAAGAUCUGGAGUCCAAGGAAAUUCAAAUAGGACUACUCGCUGAAAAGGUUGAGUACACAGAAUCACACCUGAAACAAAGUCAGACGGAACAACAGUCGCUUAAGGCUCGCAUUUUUGAUUUGGAGUCCACAGUUUUGAAUUUGUCGACCAACGCAAGCGAAAAGUCACAGUCUGUUUUAACUCUUGAAAAACAGCUUUUGGAACGUGAAGCCACCAUAGAACGAUCAAUUAAUGAGCUAAAAGUAGAGAAGGAGCAGUCUGCCACAGCCCAAGUUGCUUUUUUCAAAGCCUUGUCAGACAUACAGAGUUCUAGCGACAGCAACCAGCGUGAAUUGGAAACAGCCGUCGCCAAUCUAAAGCGUGAAUUAGAUAUUGAAAAACAACGAUCUUCAGAGGACAAAAGUGCUUUUGCAGCCCUAGUUUUGGCGAAAAAGGAAGCAAGCGAGCUGGCGGAUUCUCUUCAGGUUAAACUAGCACAGAUGGAGGCUGAAGUAGAUAAACUUGUAAAGUCCGAAGCGCUAUUGAAGAAGGAGAAGGAAGAAAUGGCAGAUUCGGACAAUGUUCGCCAUGAAAAUGAAAAGCUGGAGAUGGAACAACAAAUAUCUCAAUUAACGCUUCAAGUUGAAACAUUUUCUAAGUCGUGUGUUGGUUUGGAAACUGAAUGCAUCCGCCUAAAAGCGGAUCAGUUACUUGUGACACAAGAAAAACAACGUAUUGAAGAAAAGUCCCGUGAAGUUGAAGCCAAUCUCCGAUCGACAGUGACCGAGUUAGAAUCGCAGCUGAAGACCAUGGAAGCAGAACUUCAGUCUAAAGUGGCUCAAGUGACGGAACUCUCAGGCUCGGUUGAUACUAUCAGUUUGCAGAUUGAGGCCAGUGCUCAAGAGAAGGAGAUCCUUGAACGAAAUUUUUCUGCUAAAAUUUCAACUCUUUCAACUGAAAACGAAAUGUUGGUGAAAAAGACCAAUGCGUUUGAAACCGAAAUUCAAGGACUUCAGAGUGAACUUGCCUUAGAAAAGACGAAAACAUCGCAGGGUAAGGGAGAUAUUGCCCUAGAACACCGCAAAGAAAAGGCUGCAUUGGAAGCUCGCCUUUCGGUGGCUCAGUCACAAAUGAAAGCGAUGCAAGAGAAGCUCGUCAAUCUGACUGUCGCUAAUAAUUCGCAAGCACCCCUUGAACAUAAAGUCAGCAUAUUGACAAACGAGCUAGAAGCUGCAAACAAAGCGAAGAUUGAGCUGGAAAAGCGUCUUGAUGACUCGUUGGUGCGGGCCAACCAGGAACUGCAUUCCAUUAAAAAGGAAGAGCUUGACAGCAACCAUACGAGCAAGUCCUCCUCUCAGGACCUGGAUGCCGAAAUUGCUCUACUACGCAGAAAGUAUGACAACGCCAAGAAACAGCUCAAUUACAAAGACGAUGUCGUUAACCAAUACGCAGUUAAGUUCGAAAAAAUGCAAAAUCAGUUGGAUAAACUUGAGGAAGAAGUUGCUUCCUUAAACAUGGAAAAGAAAAAACUAGCUCACGAGAACCGCAGCCUUAAAACUGAGCAAAAUUACUUGUUGGCGCAAAUCUCCUCCGAAAAGGACAAAGCUAAUGCACGCAACACAAGACACUCCUUGGCACUGCAACGAGGCAACACUGCGUCCGAGGGCGGAACAUUGGCUGAUGCCAUGAUUGACGCCCGCCGUCGCUCCCUGCGUCCUUCACGUAGCGAUGUUGUGACGACCGGCAGAGAACGACAAGCAGUUACCGAAGUUUUCAGAGCUCCUCAGUUGGCGUUCGGUGACGGAUCUGAUGCCAAUAGCAUUUUUAAAAUCCCUCCCAGUCGUCGCGACUCGACCAGCAGCGUUUGCAGCAAUCGCAGUGACAUUUCUAUUACAUCACGUGGCACCAAUGUUCCACAUGGGGCAGGCCGUCUUUUUACUUGUGACGAUGAAGACGGUGAACUCUUCAGCAGCUCGUACCUGAACGAAAUGAAGGAAGGAAAGUGUCGCGUCGAAGAUUCUAGUACUCGGGUCAGCGAGCUUCUUAGACGAAAUACCAUGCAACCGCCACAUAUGCGUUCAGCUUACCCUGCUGAAAUGAAUGACGAACGUCUUCGGCAAAGUGACUUAACCAUAUUUGAACAGCCAUUGGCAAGCUCUAGCAGGGCAGGCAAUCAUCACGACACUGUACAACACCUAUCUUUAGCAACGUCGAUGCUAAGUAUGAAUACACCUCCCGCUAUGAACACCCGUAAACGUCGCUCCAGCUCUUGGAACCCAACGGACAUGGAGACGCCAGUUAUGCAGCCCCGAAAACGACGAUCAUAUGAGCUAGAAGCAGAUCUUUCCACGGAUUCAAACGACACUCGUAGUAUCUCAAGCAGUGCCGAACGUAAGAAGCAUCGUGAUGCAAGUCUUACUUCUUACACGCGCCCGGGGCCUCCGACGCCAGCAAGAAAUGCUGUCAAAGAGAACAUUUCUACUCCAUCGAUGGCUUCCUCCCCAUCUAAGUCAACGUCUAGACAAUCGGCAAAGGUAGGCUCGAAAAGAACCAGUCCCACUCCGGGUGCCAAAGGCUCAAAGUUGACUCCAGUCGGCUCGUUGGUGAGAAAAGUACAAGCAAAACUCCGCAGCAAUAUUCAGUCUUCUAGCGAGCAGAACACUCCUAGCUCUACGCGCACAACGCCUCGUGGAUCGAAACUAAACAUAUUCCGGAAACCUCUUGGAAGUCGAAGCUACAAUUCGGACGCUAAGUUUUAACUUUCUUGAGUUUUGUAUCUUUUUCUUUUUUUCUUUUUGAAUUUUUUAGACCUUGAUUCGUAAAAGUUUUAAUAUUAUAUAUCUUUUUUAGUUCAUAUCGUAGCUGUUAGUUCCAUUCUUGAUACAAAACUUUGAAUAUUCCCUCGGAAUCCUUAUUUCUGUGUUUAGGCUUCACUGACUAACCCUAGCCUUUACAUCUUUUUGUCCAAAUUCCUCUAUGCUUUCCCAUUUAGCUAAUUGGUUUAUUAGGAUUUAAAAACUUGAUUUUGUACGUACUAAGAGAUAUCUUACGAAAAAAAUAAUACUACGUUUGAAUAAUUA